AGCCAAUCAAUAAAGCACAUCUUCAGGGCAGAACCAGCCCUUGUCAGAUAACCAUCUCUGUUUUUUUCGAGGCGCGUCUCCUCCCUUCCCCCUGCUCCCCAGUACGUGGCAAUACCGACUCCCGCUCCUUUAGGAACCCUGAGCCUGGCACAGCAGCUCCUGUCUUGCAACCUCCAUUUCCCCCGUCACAAGUGCUGCCACUGCUCUUAAACAGACACGAAUUCAGGCGCAGAAGGCUUGUGACUUUGCCCAGCAUCCUUUAGGGGAGCUGGUCUGCGGUCACUGGGGGGAUUCAGGCUCUGCGUUUACAGCACGCCUGCAGCCCGUGGCACUUUCUCCUCUGGACGUUCCCAGUGUGUAAGAGCCAUGAGAUAGGUUACUCAGACUUGAAAAUGGAGGACGGUAGUGGUGGUGGUGUUGUUUGGUGGAUAAGUCUUAGCAGUACUUCCUGUAAUGGUGGUGCUGAAAGUGAUGUUUUACUUGACUUAACUGCUGGUGCAGAGAGCACUUUGGGGUGCCUGCUACUUGUAAGCUUUGCCAGUUACAGCUUUAAAAAAUCCCCAAACACUACAGGGAAGUAUUUGGGUAUUUUUCAGCAUUAUGUCUGUGACCGUGAUAGGAAAGGGUAGUAUUUUCUGCAUCUAAAACUGAAGGUGGGGAGUGACAAUGCCUGUUUGUUUGGGAGAGAGAGGGCUUUAGGAUGCGAGAAAUUUGCAUGAGCAGAGCUGAGAUUUUAAACCCACAGCUCUGAGCUAUCAAAAAAGCACUCUCAUGCCAGAUGGGGUAGCGAAGUCCCUUUCUCUGUGUUUUUGGUUUUUUGUUUGUUUGUUUUUUCUUUUAUUUCUGUCUUGUUUGUUGUUUUUGGUGGCGAUGUUUUGUUUUUUUUCCCUCACCUCUUCCUGUAGGCAAAGGAAACCAUCUUUCUUCAAACUUAGGGUAAGGUUGGUGUCGUGUUAUUUGUUCUUGAUUGUCAUCUUAAAUUAAUUCACCAAGCCUUACUUGGGGCCAGGAUCCUCUUUAUUCUUUGUGUCUUACAAAUGCUCUAUAAACCUUUUAUUGUUAGUUGAAACUGAUUUAUGGGGUCCUGACCUAGGAAUUUGCUUCUUUGGCUGUAUUUUUUUUUACACAGUUUUCUCCUGUGUCUCUAUACAGGCAUUGCCUUUAUAGUAAACUCACUUGGUGCUUUGCCUGUAUCUUGCUUUGUGUCAAAAACACUUGUCUGUUUGCUGUGUCUGUUUUCUUGCACAUAAUAGCAGGGAAUAUUAAAUAGAUGCUUUCAUUUGUAAUUGUGAUUGCUUCAACACAAAAGAUUAAAAGUUUACAAUGGCUAUAUGAGGUUAUGUGGGGAAGGGAGCAGUGUUAAGCCAUCAUUUGUUUUGUAAGAUCCAGGUAGGCACAAUAGAUAUCUCUACCAAUCCUGACAUCCUUGAGGGGAUGGUAAUCUGUCCGGUGUGUUGAGAUCUGGAAAGGGAAUUCUAAGUAGCAGUACCAGCAAUGAAGAAAGACUGUGUGCUGCAAUCAGAGGAAGGUAAUUAUUAAUAGGAGCCAACCUCUAUAAUAACAAUGCAGAGAGAGUGAAAGCACUUGGGUGCUUGCCCUGGAAAAAUUAACUGGUGAACAUUGUAGUAACACAUAGCUGUACACCUGAAAUGUAGUUCUUGUAUUCCAGUUAUUUCUUAGCCCUUUGUGCCUGUUGUCUCCUUCUCUUUUGUAGCAAUACAUGAGUGGUGGUACAAAGAUACCACAGCUCUGCCUCCUGUUUAUGGACAGUUUUCUUGACUGCAUUCCUGGAUAGGGAGUGAAAAAGCUAGUGCUGUUUGUGCUGGGCUUGCAAUAAGUUCUGCCAGUGACAGGAGAAUAAGAGAAUAAAGGCUGGUAGAGAAAAGGAUACAUCCACCCCUGUGGUCAAAAGCACUUGCAGCCGUGUGUGUUGUGGCUUGGCGCAAUUUUAUAAGAAGGGACUGUACUGAAGUUUCCCGGGUUGAAGUUGGUUCUUUUAAAUUCUCUAGAUCUUCCCAUUUUUUCUGUGUAUAGAGGUACCAUUCAAAGUCUUUUAAAGCCAGUGGCAGUAAGUGGGUUUUGGAUCAGGCCCUGUACACAGACUGAGUGUCUGACCUGCUGUGUACUCUCUGAUGGCACCAGCAGCUGUGUCAGGUCCUGCUUUUGUGGCGUACUUGAGGGUUGGCUUGGGCUGCUGUGCAGACAGAGUGCUGACUCAGCACCUCAGCCCAGGGUCUCCCUUUGCUUUCUCCUGCACCUGUAAGAGCCAGAGGGGAGUUCUGGCACAGGUACACGGGCACUGUGAUCACUGAGUUACUGUCCUGAGGCUUGAAGCACUUCAUCUGUGUGUGGCUGCUGAAGGCUGUUUUGCUGAGAAGUAGCUUGAGUCACAAAUGGGGGAACAUGAAGGAACUCAGUAAACAAGUUUCUCAACCGGGUGCCAAAAAAAACUGGAGUUCCAGGCAAGAAGAGGUUCUUGUCUCCCUUCAGGAAAUGGAUAGGAAGAGAAGUUAAAAGACGUUCAUGUAGCAGCUGCCAGAAUGUUCAGGGAGAUAUCCUUGGAAGGAGAAAACUUGCUUUCUUGAAAUCAAGCCAGCAAAAUGCCACUUUUGCCCAACACUUGGAGACAAGCAGUAGUAUGGGAAGUGAGUAUGGCUGCACCAAGGACUCAUUUGUUAGAACUGUUUUAAAAGAAAUACCUUAGUUUUUCUUCUCCCUCUUCAAGUAUAAAUCAGGAUACAGAACUAUAUUGUUCAUGUAGCCUCAAAAGUAAUUUUCCUUCUUUCCACUUGAGCUCUUUCCUCAGAAGUGAUUUGUUCCGAGACUGAAGUAAUUGCGACAUUCAAGACUUAAGAAGCAAUCGUGGUGUAAAAUACAGCCGCCCUUAGGGAGGAGCAAGGAUCGUUGUUGCUCAGAUAUUUUUUUCUUUUUGGAGGCCCUUUUUUCUUGAAGGAGGAGUCUGAGGCGCUUGUCAAAAUGAGAAAGUGAUCAUCAGAGUCUGGCUUGGUAUUCCUGCUGCUGGAGCCUUCAGGAGCCAGCGCUCAGCCCAGCUGAAGCCAGAGGAGGAGGGCGGAGAAGCACAGCCUGAUCAGGAAUGUUUACCCUUGCAGAAGUUGCAUCGCUCAGUGACAUCCAGCCAACUUACCGUAUCUUGAAACCAUGGUGGGAUGUAUUUAUGGAUUAUCUCGCUGUUGUUAUGUUAAUGGUUGCCAUUUUUGCUGGAACCAUGCAGCUGACAAAAGACCAGGUGGUCUGCUUGCCAGUUUUGCAUUCUACUGUAAAUUCAAAAGUGCAGCCUGACACGGCAGGGAAGGCUGACUUUACCACUGUUGAAACAACCACUGGUCAAGAAGAAGCAUCAAUGAGAACUGUUGCCUUUGGAAGUACCCCUACUGUAGCACCUGACAUUCUUCUGAGCAGAGCUACCUCUUCUCAGUAUCAACCCACUGAAUCAGACCAGGAGCUGAAGAAGGAGCAGAAAGAUUCCUCAGGCCGUAAAACAAAUUUGGAUUUUCAGCAGUACGUAUUUAUUAACCAGAUGUGCUAUCAUUUGGCUCUUCCUUGGUACUCAAAGUAUUUUCCCUAUCUUGUUCUCAUCCAUACCAUCAUUUUAAUAGUCAGUAGUAAUUUUUGGUUCAAGUACCCCAAGACUUGCUCAAAAAUUGAGCAUUUUGUGUCUAUAUUGGGGAAGUGCUUUGAGUCUCCUUGGACUACAAAAGCAUUGUCUGAAACGGCAUGUGAGGACUCUGAGAACAAGCAGAGGUUAACUGGGGCCCAGUCCCUGCCCAAGUAUGUUUCCACUAGCAGUGAUGAAGGGAGCCCAAGUGCUAGCACUCCCAUGAUAACCAAAUCUGGCUUCAAGUUUUCAGCCGACAAGCCGAUGAUAGAGAUUCCCAGUGUCACGAUUUUAGAUAAGAAAGACGGAGAACAAGCCAAGGCGCUGUUUGAGAAGGUCCGUAAGUUCCGGGCUCACGUGGAAGACAGUGAUCUGAUUUAUAAGCUCUAUGUUGGCCAGACUGUCAUCAAGACUGUCAAGUUCAUCUUUAUUCUCUGCUAUACCGCGAACUUUGUCAACACCAUCAGUUUUGAACACAUCUGCAACCCGAAAGUGGAACACCUGAUUGGGUACACACAGUUUGAAUGUACACACAAUAUGGCUUAUAUGUUGAAGAAGCUGCUUAUCAGCUAUAUUUCCCUCAUUUGUGUCUAUGGUUUUAUCUGCCUCUACACGCUUUUCUGGCUGUUCCGAAUACCUUUAAAAGAGUACUCUUUUGAAAAGGUCAGAGAAGAGAGUAGCUUCAGUGAUAUCCCUGAUGUCAAAAAUGAUUUUGCAUUUCUCUUGCACAUGGUAGAUCAGUAUGACCAGCUGUAUUCUAAGCGAUUUGGUGUCUUUUUGUCAGAGGUAAGCGAGAACAAACUGCGCGGGAUUAGUUUAAACCAUGAAUGGACUUACGAAAAGCUUCGGCAGCACGUCUCCCGCAAUGCCCAGGACAAGCAGGAGCUGCAUCUCUUCAUGCUGUCGGGAGUCCCCGACGCAGUCUUUGAUCUGACGGAUCUGGAUGUGUUGAAACUGGAGCUGAUUCCUGAAGCAAAAAUUACAGCCAAAAUUUCCCAGAUGACAAAUCUUCAGGAGCUUCAUCUGUACCACUGCCCUGCGAAGGUCGAGCAGACUGCCUUCAGCUUCCUCCGGGACCACUUGAGAUGCCUUCAUGUGAAAUUCACAGAUGUUGCAGAAAUUCCUGCGUGGGUGUAUUUGCUCAAAACCCUCCGUGAAUUGUAUUUGAUAGGCAACUUGAACUCUGAAAAUAAUAAAAUGAUAGGGCUUGAAUCUCUUAGAGAGUUGAGACACCUUAAAAUUCUCCACGUGAAGAGCAAUUUGACCAAAAUUCCCCCCAAUAUCACAGAUGUAGCACCACAUCUGACAAAACUAGUCAUUCAUAAUGAUGGCACUAAGCUUGUGGUACUCAAUAGCCUUAAGAAAAUGACAAAUGUUGCGGAGUUGGAACUGCAGAACUGUGAACUGGAGAGAAUUCCCCAUGCCAUCUUCAGUCUCUCUAACUUACAGGAACUAGAUUUAAAGUCAAAUAGCAUACGCACAAUUGAAGAAAUCAUCAGUUUCCAGCAUUUAAAAAGAUUGACUUGUUUAAAGCUGUGGCACAAUAAAAUAGUCAGCAUUCCUUCAUCCAUUACCCACAUAAAGAAUUUGGAGUCUCUUUAUCUCUCCAAUAACAAACUUGAAACCUUACCUGCCGCAGUGUUCAGUUUACAGAAACUUAGGUGUUUGGAUGUAAGCUACAACUCGAUUGCGGUGAUUCCAGUGGAAAUAGGUUUGCUUCAAAAUCUUCAGCAUUUUCACAUCACAGGAAACAAAGUCGACGUUUUGCCAAAACAGUUGUUUAAAUGUGUUAAAUUGAGGACUUUGAGUCUGGGACAAAACUGUAUUACCUCAAUCCCAGAUAAAGUAAGUCAGCUGUUGCAGCUGACUUACCUGGAACUGAAGGGAAACUGCUUGGACCGUCUGCCAGCUACGCUGGGGCAGUGUCAGCUUCUCAGGAAAAGUGGGCUCAUAGUGGAAGAUCACCUCUUUGACACUUUACCCUCAGAAGUUAAAGAGGUGUUGAAUCAAGACACAGGCAUUCCCUUUGCUAAUGGGAUUUAGACUGAGGUGAAAUGCUCUGGUAGCUGACUUCCAAAUGGCAAAUGCUAAAAAGUAUGGCAAUUGUGAGAUCAUGUGUUUUAGAAAGCAGAAUUCCUUGGAAGGCAGAAUUCCUAGCAGGAUUAGAAGAAGUGCAACUGAGUGUUCAAUGUUUGCAGUGUUUUAAAAGUUCAUUUCCAAAAUUUUUGAGAGGAUAAAGAACCUUAAUAAUCUCAAUUAUUUUUUCCUUAAAUAGUUUGUAACUUGGAUGCUGCCGCUUCUGAAUGUUUACAAAUUUGCUUGCCUGCUUAAAGUAAAUGAUUAAAUUGAUGACCUUUUCUUACUAUGCAAGUUAUUCCUUAAGGUCUGGUUUUACUUUAGUGCAUUAAGGGGAGACAAACCAAGGCUAAAUGUUAUAUGUGGUAUGGACCUAACAGCACUUGAAACACAGGUUGAAUUGUGUUGUUAGGGUUUAGCUAUCCUUGGCAAAUGAAACCAGUUUGGCUGUGUUUUGAACUGCACCAGAACCACCAUUUUCCUGCAUUAAGGUGUGUGGUUUCAUAGAAUCAUUUAGGUUGGCAAAGACCUUUAAGAUCAUCAAGUCUAACCAUUAACCUAACACUGCCAGGUCCACUGUGUCCCUAAUCACCAUUUCUGUGCUUUUGUUGAAUGCCUGUGGGGAUGGCGAUUCCACCACUUCCCUGGGCAGCCUGUUCCAAUGUUUGACCACCCUUUCAGUGAAAAAAUUUUUCCUAAUGAUCUAAACCUUUCCUAGAACAGUUUGUGUCUUCUUGUGCUAUUACCUGUUACCUGGGAGAAAAGACUGACCCCCAUCUCACUACACCAUCCUUUCAGGUAGUUGUAGGGAGUGCUGAGGGUCCCUCCUGAGCCUCAUUUUCUCCAGGCUCAACACCCCCAGCCAGUCCUAACAGAAUCUGUGUUCCAGACCCUUCACCAGCUCCACUGCCCUUCUCUGGACACUCUGCAGUACUUCAGUGUUUUUCAUCAGGCCAAGUGAGUUUGCCUUCAUUCUUCUCCUCAAGGCCUCAUGAUUUUGGGUGAGAUUCAUUCUGUGGUCUGGUGUGCUAGUCCUUCACAUGGGCAAAGGCUGGUCACCUUCCUGCAGCUGGUCUCCCCUCAGCCUCCAUAAUGCUCCUCUGUCCCAUGCAGCAGUGGGUGGCAAAAGGGAGAAUAUUGCCACUGGCUUUCAAGUUAGUUCUGAUGUUUGACUUCGUUUGGAAGCCAUUAAACACCAAGUGACUUUAGUGCUCAUGUUUUGCUCUUCUGAGUUUUUAUCUGGAAAACUCAAGGCAUUUUAAGAGUUGGUGAUUGUUCUGUUUCACAGUCCUUGCUUAGGAUGUGGGGCAUCAUCUCCAUUUACUAGACUAAUGACAGACAUAAGAUCUUUCACUCAACUGUCAUUAAGCUUUAUCACCUAUUGUGCUGUCUUCCACACCUGGACUUUACCAUACCCCAGCCCAAUUGAUCUGAUGUCUUUGAACGCUUACUCACUGGCAGAAAUCCUAACUGUGUGCCAGAUAAGUCAUCCAAUAAAGAAAAAAGCAGACAGCAGUGAGUUUGGGAUUUUUUUUUGGUUGGGGUUUUUUUUGUUUUGUUUUGCUUUUUGGUUUUUUUUGUUGGCCUUUUUGGUGGUGGUUUUUUUAACUGAGUUUGCAUUGCCAGAACCAUUAGAGAAAUAUAAUCCAUUAAAUCUGCAAAAUCAUCAGUUGUAAAUCUCAGUCAUUUACAUUCCAUGUGUGCAGAAAAGAAGUACUAUGCUGGGAGAUGAUUGCAUGAUUACUCAUGGUUUAAACACAAUUCCCUAUUGUAGUGUGGUCAGGACUGAACUAGUCUGUAGUUCAAGGAACUGUUCUUCUCACACAGAAGUCCUCAUGCACAGUGAUUUCUACUGUAACUUCACCAGAGCUGCCCUGACUUACACCACUAUUAAUGAGCAGAUAGUUUAGGCCUAGAGGCAUUGAGCAGGCAGGAACAUUUCAAAUACUGCUCUUAGAAGUCUUGCACAUUUUAUUGUUAAUAAUUUACUGUUAGUCAUGCUGGGAGGACUGUUCUCAGCUGUAGGUAGCAGUCUCUGAAUACAUACCUGCACCAUAUGUUUAUGUAUCUCAGAAGACCAGUUUAUGAAUAGUGGUUUUCCUAUUUCUCAUGGGGAUACAGUCUGUUUUCCACUUGCCAGCAGGUAGUAAACUUGGGAUGUUGAUAGUUUUGCAACACCAAGUCACAGGUUAGGCAGAGUAUAUGGAGUUACUGAUCUGUUCUCCACUGGGAAACUUAGUGCUAAUCCUCAGAUUCUUUUUUUUAAGUAGAAGUUAAGGCUGCAGCGGACUUUUCUUUUUUUAAGAAACUUUCAUUUGUUUAUUUUUUGCACAUAGAUCACUUUAAAAUUGCUGGACUAUUGACUCUUUAGAAAAACUGUGGACUAUACUAUUGGUGUAUGCUUUGUACUUGCUGUUGAGUGUCAUUUCAGUUUCCAAGAAAUUGUGUGUAGGAGGGAGGAAGAGUUGGAGGAUGACAAAAUUAUUAAAAUAUUUAGAAAAAUAGUUCUAUUUUUCAUCUUUUUUUCCCUUUUUUAAUAGCAGAGUCGCACAGAAUGUGGCUGUGUAUUGAUCUAGUUUUUAAAAGGUGUUUUUGGUGUUUCUGAUUCUCCUGCUGGCCCUACUGAUGUUCAAAAAAUAAACCCAUGUCCACUUAAUGAGUAUGGUAUACAUAAUGUAGACCACUGUUUUGAGUAGUUAGUAGCCAACUGUACCUUUUUAGACAAUUUCCUCCAAAAUAAGUGUAUGUUAAAAUUAAUUUCAGGCUUCUAAUGCUUGCUUAGCAUAAACUCCAUUCUUGUUUUUAGGAGAUCUUUCUAAGAGUGGGGAGGAACUUCCCAGCAUCCCCAUGUCACCUCCCCCCCAGUCCUUCCUCCUCUUUGUGACUGUUUAUAAUGUUCCUGUUUCCUGCGUGUCAACUGACACCGUUUUGCUUUAAAGUCUUGGAAGUUCAUCUCUUUUCCAUGUAAGGCAUGUGAAAUAUAUUUUGCAUUUCUAUUUGAUUUAAUAAAUAAGAUGUUUAUAUCUUCCUCUCA
Molecule: messenger RNA, 8726 nt
Organism: Parus major (Great Tit)
Lineage: Eukaryota; Metazoa; Chordata; Aves; Passeriformes; Paridae
Gene: LRRC8D
Product: leucine rich repeat containing 8 VRAC subunit D
Exons: 4
Coding region: 3095-5659 (854 amino acids)
Molecular function (GO): protein binding
Source: RefSeq, a predicted model, not a curated record